Molecule: messenger RNA, 1120 nt
Organism: Spathaspora passalidarum NRRL Y-27907
Lineage: Eukaryota; Fungi; Ascomycota; Pichiomycetes; Serinales; Debaryomycetaceae
Exons: 1
Coding region: 30-1088 (352 amino acids)
Biological process (GO): mitochondrial respiratory chain complex I assembly
Cellular component (GO): mitochondrion
Source: RefSeq, a predicted model, not a curated record
UGGCCUGGUUUUAAGCUAAAGUACCAACUAUGAAUAGAAUAGCGAAAAGAUUCUUGGCCACCUCAGCCGAAUCAAUACAACAGACACAAUACAAUGUCUUUGAUAGAGGCGCAAAACUCAAGCAUAGAUCCCUUAUACCAAGACUGAACCCUAGUUUAUCCCGUAAGAAAGACUACUUGAAGGACGAUGUAGCAAUCAAAACCAUAGAGAGAUUGGGGUUUAUAACUAGACCAAUGGAUAAGGUGUUGGAUUUUGGAAGUCAUAACGGAAGUUUCCUUAAGAAUUUAUGCAUUACCGAGGAUAUACCUCAGCAGGGUAUUGACCAGGCAGAUGUGGAAAUGUUGAAACAGUUGAAUAAAGACAAGGAGAGCAUUCGUGGCAAGAUUAAGGAGUUGGUGAUGUUUGAUUCUUCCGAGGCGCUUCUUAAUAGAGAUAUAGACGAGGAGUAUGCCAAGGUGUUUCCGGGUAAGGUGACUCGUGUAGUUGGAGAUGAAGAACGUUUCAAUCAUGAAGUUUUAAAAGAGAAUGAAUACGAUGCUGUCAUUUCUAAUUUGAGCUUGCAUUGGAUCAACAAUCUCCCACAAACGUUAGCAAAUAUAAAUAAAGUUCUUAAACCAGAUGGGCUCUUUAUGGGUACAUUAUACGGAGGAGACACUUUAUAUGAACUCAGAACUUCGUUGCAAUUAGCUGAGUUAGAAAGACGAGGAGGUAUAUCGCCAAGAGUCAGUCCAUUAGUGAGAGUCAACGACAUUGGAAAUCUUCUUAAUCGAGCCGGAUUUGGGAUGUUGACCAUAGACGCGCAAGAUAUAGUUGUGGGUGGGUUCCCUGACAUUAUAAGUCUCUGUGAGGAUUUACAGAUCAUGGGAGAACAAAAUGCUGUAUUAUCGAGAUCGGGAUACUUGCCAAAAGAUGUAUUACUUGCUGCCAAUGAGAUAUACAAGAGCUUGCAUGGGGAAGUGCACGAUGGAGAAGUAACACUUCCGGCCACUUUCAAUGUUAUAUUUAUGAUUGGAUGGAAAAAGAGUGAAGACCAACCCAAACCAUUAGAAAGAGGAACUGGACAAGUUAACUUGAAGGAUAUCCUUUAGUUUUGUAAAGUGUAUAUAGGAAAUAGAACUAU